Messenger RNA from Postia placenta MAD-698-R-SB12, 1386 nucleotides. RefSeq lists its product as hypothetical. The record is from RefSeq and is a predicted model, not a curated record. The transcript is spliced from 5 exons. Gene Ontology annotation, biological process: protein import into peroxisome matrix. NCBI's taxonomy places the organism in Eukaryota, Fungi, Basidiomycota, Agaricomycetes, Polyporales, Adustoporiaceae. The coding region runs from base 1 to 1386 and encodes 461 amino acids. Gene Ontology annotation, cellular component: peroxisomal membrane. Gene Ontology annotation, molecular function: zinc ion binding.
AUGGCUUCAUCCCAUUCUCCAUCUCUUUCAUCCCAUCCAACGGCGUGGAACCAGGCCUGGAAUGAUGCACAACAACAGCUUACACAAAUCAGACAGUCGUUGCUCUCAUUUAAUACAGCCUCCCCGCGCAUAACGCGCGUCGGACAGCUCGACUCGGAGCUACUGGACCAGGAGCUCGUACAGCUACUCAAGGAGCCUUUGACCAAGGCCUUGAGCCUCGUGAAUUCGGCUUGGAAGGCGCGCCUCGAGCCUGAAUUAGGCCUGUUCAUCCAGCUCACGCUUUACAAACUGUCCGUUUGGGACCUCGGUGCAAGCUAUGGCGCGCAGCUUCAGGGAUUGCGGUACGGCGCUGAAGGCCAGCGCAGCGGCCCCCUUGCAACUUCUGGGCUUCCUCGCAACAAGCUCCUCUUGCAUGGAGCUAUGACACUCCUCGUCCCUUACCUGCAUGCACGCAUACGCGCCCACGCCCUCAGUCGCGCUUGGCCUGAUGCGCCAUCUCUGGAUAGACGGCGCAAGGCUUGGGAGCUGCUCACUCGCAUGGAAUCCGCACAUGGCUGUCUGAGUUUACUGAACUUCGUUUCCUUCCUGUGGAACGGUCGAUAUCGUACCACUGUCGAUAGACUACUCGGGAUGAGGCUUGCCCCCGCACGGCGGCUAUCUAGGCGUGACGUAUCAUAUGAGUUCAUGAACCGCCAGAUGGUCUGGCAUGCAUUUACCGAAUUCCUGUUAUUCCUUCUCCCCUUAAUCAACGUGCGGGCCCUCAGGCGUCGAAUAACGGCGCUUGUAUCACACGCGAGUCCGUCCGCUUUACUUCCAGGUCCAAUACGUGCUGCCUUUGGGAUCAAUGCGGACGAAAAAGGCGUCGGUAGAGAGCAGAUCCGUAGGGGUGCCUACUGGGCAUUACCACUGGACCAAUGUGCCAUUUGCGCCGAGAACGCCUCCAGCAGCAUGAAUAUGACAGACUCUGCCAAUGCCAUGUCCUCAAUGGCCACUACCUACGCGAACGCCAGUGCGACGAAAGACGAGCAGCCACCAGAGAGCUCUGACCUGAGUGACGAGCCUCCCCCAUACCCAAUACACAGUCCAUACAUCACCUCCUGCGACCACGUUUAUUGCUACUACUGCAUUUCGGAGCGCAUGGUGCGUACUGCGGAGGACAGAUCCGGGGUCGGGCAGGGAGGGACACAGUGGGAAUGUCUGCGAUGUAGCGAGGGCGUGGCGAAUGCGGAAAGAUUGGAGGCAGAGGCGGAGGGCCCAGACUAUGAGAGCGGGGUGGACGAUGAAGAUGAAGAUGGCGGCAGUUAUGAGUUUGGGAGCGAGGACAUGGAGUUCACGGAUAUGAGUGGAAGCGUCGGUAGUUACAGCGGAUCGGGAUUUUCAGAGUAA